UCGGAAACUGACUUUCAAAAUCUAUAAAUUAUCGUAACUGCGCAUGAGAUGCCUAACAUAAACUAUUAAGUUAAUAUGAAAAAUAACGCCUGUAUAUAUAUAAUACGUAGCUCAAAAAGUAAAUAAUUUGAAUGCACCAAGAGCCAGUUCAGCUUUCAUUUUGAUUUGGCAGAAGGCAGAAAUUAUCAGCUGAGAGGGAUUAUUAAAUGAUAUCCCCACUUAACUAAAGUAAUUUUAUUUGCAGUUUGGUGCUCUAAUUGAGAUUUCUUUGAAUUUUUUUUUACCAAUUAUUUAGCAAGUGAAUUCUAAUAACAUUCUCAUGCAGGCCUAUGUGGUUGUCACUGUCAGUGACUAUCUUUUAUAUUAACUUUACUUAUUGUUCUGGCUGGCUGGCAAUGGCAAAACUCCAGACUGCUAAUUGACUCACUUCCUGUCAACCUAUUGACUCUAAUUGAGCUGAAACUUGGUGAUAUUCAAAUGAGACAAUACCACAUCACCUCUUUCACUGCUUUAACUGACCAGCAAGGAUAUAGACCUUAAUUAUUUACCACAUUUCCAAGUAACUUAAUGCUCCAUUCACAAAGACCAAAAGGCUAUGGGGGGAAGGCCUGCAAAUUUUCCACAUUAGCCUCUUGCUGAAAUGACUAUUUGAUCCUGAUUAUGUUUAACUUAACUUUUUAAUGCUAUAAUGUGUGUUUCUAUUUAUAAAAAGGCACUAAAAGAGUGGCUUUUAACCUUUCUCUUAAGACACACUGAAACUAAUUAACGGUAAUAAAAUUUUCUUCACAUCAAUUCAGGCAUUAAGGAAAUUAUCUUGAAGUUUAAAAAAAAAAAAUCCAACCCAUGCCCAUGGUAAUAUAAAAUUGGUAGGCUACUUCCCCAUCAAAGGGGGGAAUUAUAUAAAUACAAUGUUAGCUCACUGAAUUAAAUUGAUUUUUCAUUUUCUUUCAUAAUCAGUUAUUUCAAUAUGGCUGAUGAGGAUCUUGUAUACGAGGUUCAUGAGAUUGUUGUGCAGAAAGUUGGACAUGUGCCUUUGGCAAAAGGGGACUUUACUCAUCUCCCCAAGAAAGUGAAGAUAUUUCUUGCUCAUUGUGUAAGUGUAUACUAUACCAUCUCUAAAGCUUAUGCUGUGGUCCACACCACACAAUUGCACUGCUCAGUUUGGAAACCACUGGUGUAUUUAUUUUUUAAAAAACUGUUCACAUAAUUAAACUUUCUAUUGAACCUUUUUUUUCCUCCAUAUUUGCAAUUAGGCUUGUAAUUUCUGCAAUUAGAUCACUAUAGUGUGUAUACCUGCUUAUUUCUUUGUAUUAGGUCCAAUUAUGUAAACCUCGUGGUAUUUACAUUUGUGAUGGCAGUGCAGAAGAAGCUGAUGAGAUCAUUCAUAAACUACUUGAGAGAGGCACACUCACAAGACUCACAAAGUAUAAAAACAAGUAAGCAGAAAAGAUGGUUUGAAAAAUUACAGCUGCAGCCAUUGUAAUCACAUAAUGAAAUAUUGGUGAUGCAAACUUUUUCAGCUUGCUGUAUAAAUAUAAUAAUUAAAUAUGUAGAAAGAUUGUUGCCUAGCAUAAUGAAAAUUGCGUUAAAUAAAUUUUUUGUGUUGUGAACAAAACAAUCACAUUUUUAUGCUUUGUUUGAGUCACUGAGUAGCUGAAAUGCUUUUUUAUGAUUACCUAUAUGUCCUUACAUUUACAUCUCAUUCAGAUGUCGUCCUAUCUCUUCUCUUUGAUACCAUUCAACAAAGCUUUUAAUUAUUGGAUAAUUGGCACUAAGUGAAGUCCUUAUUUUCACAGACUUUAGUUCUUCUUGCAAUUUAAUCUUGUUCGUUGUAAUUUUUUUGUUGAUACACGGGACACUCUAGGUCUGUCAGUUCAUCUGUCCAUAAUGACCUGAAAGGUCACCUGAGUUUAUGACAUAUAGUUAAAGCUCCGGCAUGUUGCAUGGGUGGGGGGGGGGGUGCGGAAAAGUGGGGGGGGGAUAUAAGAAAAGAUAUUUUAAAAAUAACCCUUCCCCAGGCAUUUCGGAAAUAAGAAUGGGAUCAACAGUCACCAAAUUCUAAUUUUUAGUUUUAUUACUUUAACUUGGUCUGUCAGUUCAUCUGUCCAUAAUGACCUGAAAGGUCACCUGAGUUUAUGACAUAUAGUUAAAGCUCCGGCAUGUUGCAUGGGUGGGGGGGGGGGUGCGGAAAAGUGGGGGGAGGAUAUAAGAAAAGAUAUUUUAAAAAUAACCCUUCCCCAGGCAUUUCGGAAAUAAGAAUGAGAUCAACAGUCACCAAAUUCUAAUUUUUAGUUUUAUUACUUUAACUUACGUUUUGUAAGAAUUCAUUGUUUUUUAAAAAAUUCUUUAUGGAUAUUUUAAAGAUUAAAAUUUCCAUACUAAAAAGUAGAAAAUAAAAAAAACUUUUUAAAAAAGAAUUUCUUUUAAAGAUGAGUUUAACUGCACUAAAAAGUAGAUAAUAAAUUUAUUAAAAUUCACAAUAGUGAAAGUCUGUGUAGAAAAUAUUUUCAAAAAUUAAAGAAAAAAAAAAAUGAAGUUUUCUCUAAUUUUAUUGGAUUCCUUUGGCUUCAUUAGAGUGCAUUACUAUCCCUCUGCACAUACUUCUUUUUUGUGUAGUGAAUUUAAAUAAAAUUAUUUUGUAGAUUUUUAGUGGGUCUUUUGAAAGCCUUUUUUUAAAUUAAAAUUUUUAUUUUACUGCACUUGCAUGCAGAAUACUUAACAAUGCCAUGUAAUGAUGGUUCAGUUCCCUUUAUUAAUAAUGAAAGAUGACAAAACAAAAAUUGGCAUUGUCUUGGAAAGGAUAUUGUAAAUCUUUGUUUGAAAUAAAUAAAAAUUUCAAAAUAAAUUUCACCAUAAUUUAAUCAAUUAAAAUAUUAAUGAAUCCUAAUAGUCAUUUAACAAUAGCCUAAAAUGGCAUCAACAAGAGGCAAUUUAUUAAAACUUGAAGAAAGGGAAUAAAAAAUAUUUAUAUGCUCAAAACAGAAAGUACCAUACUGAGAUUCCUUAUAAAUCAGGGUAAUUUAAAGGUGUCUCCAUAUAUCUGAGUUUGUAAUAGAUAUCAUAGUAGAUUAGAGAACUGAUAGAGAAAAUUAUAGAAACAUAACCUCAUUUUUUUUUUUUUUUGCCCACUGUCAAAAACGUUUACAAACUUAAGUUUCAUCUUUUAAAAAUUGUUAGUGAAACAUUGGUAAAAAAAAUUGAAUUUAACAAUUAAUGUACCAGUAUAAAAGGGACAUGUUCUGUUUUAAAAUGGAAGUGAAUUGAUUGAGGAAUUACAACUUAAAAAAAAAAUAAAAAUUUUCAGCUAUUUGUGCCGUACUGACCCUGAUGAUGUGGCUCGUGUUGAAUCUAAAACAUUCAUCACCACUGCCAAUAAGUAUGACUCUGUUCCCCAUGUGCGUGAGGGCGUCAAGUCAGCUUUGGGAUGUUGGAUGAGUCCAGAGGACAUGAAAGUUGAGCUUGACCAUCGUUUUCCUGGGUGCAUGUCUGGUAGGUUAAUUUGUUUUAUGUCGAGUAUGUUAGUGAACAGUGAGCUUGGCCAUCGUUUUGUUUUCCAGGAUGCCUAGCUGGUAGACUUUCUCAAUCCUUUUUACUCAGAUUCAUCACUUCAUUCAGAAAAUGUUCACCUGAGAUAUUUAUUUUAAGUUUAGUUUAUAGGUCAGGCAGGAUUUGGUUAGCAAAUAAUUCCAAUAUUGUUAUGACCAAGUUGUUUUGUUUUAGGUCGUAUGAUGUACGUGAUCCCCUUCUGUAUGGGUCCUCUUGGAUCACCACUGAGCAAGAUUGGUGUUCAAGUCACAGAUUCCAACUAUGUCCUAUUGUGCAUGCGUGUCAUGACCCGUGUCUCCCCAAAAGUGUGGGAACUGUUGGGUGAUGAUGAUUUUGUCAAGUGUAUUCAUUCAAUGGGAUGCCCACGACCAGUACAAAGUAAGCAGUCAUUUAAUAAUUGUUUUAAAGUUCCCCUUGAAUUUACCUGUACUAGAUUGAUUACAAAAAAAAUGUUUAUAAACCACCUUAAAGGAGAUAAAGUAAAAUCUGCAUCAACCCAAAAAAACUGAAAGAAGUGAUAUUUGUGUUGUGAACGAGUAUACUACUGUGCCAAUAUAUCCCAAUACGUUUAGGCAGUAAACAAUUUCUUUUUUUUUAUGGGAUAAGAUAACUAAAACAAAGGGAAAUGACUAUUAAUGCAAUUUAUUAUUAUAAGGCAAAUACCUUAACUUAGGAAAAAAUAAGGGAGUGUUUUCUGGUCAGUGAAAAUUGAAGUGAUAUUUUAAUGUUUUAUCACAGGGCGUGUGAAAAAUCACUGGCCAUGCAAUCCGGAGAAAGUCAUCAUUGCUCACUUCCCAGAGGAGAGAAAGAUCAAAUCAUUUGGUAGCGGUUAUGGUGGCAAUUCACUCCUGGGAAAGAAAUGCUUUGCUCUGCGCAUUGCCAGUGUUAUUGCCAGAGAUGAGGGAUGGAUGGCAGAGCACAUGUUGGUGAGGGUUUUUUUUGGGAUGUUUUUUUGUGCAUGUCAUUAAUAGGGAUAGCAUUAUCUUAUUGGAAAUGUUUCUAUGAUGUACAGAAUUUAACCUGUGUAAACAAACUUAUUAAGGCAAGGGAUCCAAUUUGAGUAUCCACCUCAUUUAAAGCACUAAUUAAUCCAUUGCUCUAUCACAGUUGGGCAGUUAUGUACAUUUCAAUUAUUUUUUUUCUGCUAAUGUUGUUGACAUUCUACCAUAUCAUGGUUACAGAUCAUGAGCAUCACCACUCCUAAAGGAAAGGAGUACUUCGUUUCUGCGGCCUUCCCAAGCGCAUGUGGAAAAACAAACUUGGCCAUGUUGAACCCAUCUCUGCCAGGUUUCAGAAUUCAGUGCGUUGGUAAGUUGGGUUUGAAAUUUUUUCCUUACAAGUUUAAGAUUUGAGAAUCACGUUUGUUUGCAGUUUCAUUUUAAUCAUGGUUUCACAUAGGAGUAUUAAAACAUAAAAUAUUACUCAUAAAAAGAUUAGUAAAAAAUAAAGUAAGCCCCAUAAAAAGAUUAUUAAAAAAUAAAGUAAGCCCCAUAAAAAGAUUAUUAAAAAAUAAAGUAAGCCCCAUCAAAAGAUUAUUAAAAAAUAAAGUAAGCCCCAUCAAAAGAUUAUUAAAAAAUAAAUUAAGCCCCAUAAAAAGAUUAUUAAAAAAUAAUACCCUUAAAAAGGUUUAGUAAAAGCAUGAUUUAAUUUUUUUUUUUUAGGUUUAAUGUUGCUGUUAGCUGGUUAUAAAUAUAAGCAAGCACAUAAACCAUUGGCAGUCCUCUUUAUCUUUUAAUUUCAAGAAUUUUUUGUAGUAAACUUGUGUUGAUUGGAAUUAUUAUUCUCCAGGUGAUGAUAUUGCUUGGAUGAAGUUUGAUGAAAAGGGUGUACUGCACGGCAUCAACCCUGAGGCUGGAUUUUUUGGUGUAGCCCCUGGUACUAACAUGAAGACCAACCCUAAUGCUGUGUUGUCUUUCCAAGAAAACAGUAUUUUCACCAAUGUUGGUGAGACGGCUGAUGGUGGUUACUUCUGGGAAGGUUUGGAGGAUGAAGUACCCCCUGUGAGUAGACCACAAGGUGGAAAGAGCACUAGGGCAUAAUAAGUCAUUUUUUCCAUAGCUUAAAGAUUUUGGUCCCUUAAAACUUGUGUUCGGGUAUCCUAUUUAGACUACAGCCAUCACCCGUUUACCCCUCAAUAAUUUUGAUUCUUGAAUAUCUCUGUUUGACUCCCCAUUGCAUUUCUCUUCCGUUCCCUAACCAUAAAACAAUUGCAUGGUCUUGUAAAAGUCUUCCUGUGGGGUCUACAUUUUUUACAGUCUUGUUUGUUCCAUCAGUUUUCCGUCAAGAUUAAAAUGAUCAAUCUUUGGUCAACAGUGAACCAUCUCAUUUGUUUUUUUUCCCAUAUGCUUCAAAUAGGACCCUAUACCUUUAUCUCAAUGAACCAGUGCAGAAUUUAAGAUACUUCCUGUCUAAAUUCAACAAGUACCAGAAGUCUUAUAUCAUCCCCCCCCCCCCAUCCUAACAGCACUCAAAUGUCCAACAACAUUAUUAUUAUUAUUAGUGGUCUUAUAUAGCGCAGUGCCCCAGCCUAGGGCUGGGCUCAUCAAGCUGCACAUAAAAAUAUUAGCAAACAUAAUCAUGGCAUUAAGAUAACAUACAUUUAUUUAAAUAAAAACCAGCUGUAUAAAAACAAAACAAAAACAAAUGUAUAUUAACCCCACUCACCCCAAUACUUUUACAUGUCAAGCCAUGGAUGGCACCCAUCAGCAUGGUUUAUCAGUCAGAGGGGGGAAUCGGUUGGGAUAGUAGAGUUUAAACAUUCCUCUGAUUUAUACAGUAAUCUGUUAUCACGUUCAGGUAUCAAUUUCCAUUAUUCUACCCUGGACCAUUAACCCCACACAUAAGGUUUUUCUUAGCAAUUGCAAAUUAUAAUUUUUCAAGUCCGUUUUUUAUAAUUUUUUUUUUUUAAGCUUGCCUUAAGUUUCUUUAAAAAUGUUGUUCACAGGGCAUUGGCAUUACAACUUGGCUGGGUCAGCCGUGGCACAUUGGUUGCCCUGGGAAGGCAGCACAUCCCAACUCAAGAUUUACAUGUCCUGCUAGCCAAUGCCCCAUCAUUCAUCCCAAAUGGGAGGAUCCAAAAGGUGUGCCAAUCAGUGCUAUUAUAUUUGGUGGCCGUCGUCCAACAGGUGAGUUUCGGGUUUUCUUUAACAUAACCAAUAGCUAAAAAAGAAACUCUUAGUACACAGUGAAAGGGAAAUGAAAGCUUUAACUCAUUCCCUCCGGCAGCGCUGCUUCCGGACUUAAUUUAUUUUCCCGAGAAAAGGGAAGCAACUCAGUUUUGAAAUUGAUUUAUAUUUUAAAAAUAUUUUUUUAAGUUGCUAAAUAUUAUUUAAUGUUAAUGAAUUAAGAAUAAAUGCAACAAAAAAUGAAUAAGGUUUAAUAUAAAUAUAACAUUAGCGGGGGAAAAAUAACGAACAAUGGCCAAAAAAAUCGAUUUCGGCACCUCGGACGAACACAUGGUACAUAUCGACGCGCCGUACUAAAGCACACGUAGUUUUAAAGUGAAACAAGAUAAAAACUUCCGGUUUCUAAAUUAAAAUCACGCAGAAAUCACGCCAUAGCCGGAUGUCUCGAGGGGUGCGAGAUUUCAUUGCUAUUUUUAACUAAAAAUAAGAGAGGUGUGUCACUAUGCGCCGGGACGCAUUUGGACGCAUCAGGAGGAACCCCCCGAGGACGCAUUUAGUCGCAACCGUCGGGAAUGAGUUAAAUCAAUCCCUAUAAAUGUAUGUUUUAGAAGAUUCUCAUGAUCUGAGGCAUCAUUCUUUUUUUACUUGAUAAGGUGUGCCACUGGUGUUUGAAGCCAAGAGUUGGGCCCAUGGUGUUAUGAUUGGUGCCUGUGUCAAGUCAGAAGCCACUGCUGCUGCAGAAUUCCAAGGUAAGAAUAUUUGAUAUUCUUUUUUUUACUAUUGCAAGUGUUGUCAAGUACUUAAAUCCCAGAUAAGAGUGUUCAGAACCAAAACAGAUGCGCACAUUAAUUGAGGGUUCUUAUUUUGUAGUCAAAUCAUUUGUAGAGUUAGUUUUUUGAUUUGGAAUAUACUCUCAAAGGGAGCCACACUGUAAAAAUUCCAGAGCUUGUGCUGUUUGUUUAGUGACUUUUCUUUACAUGCUUCAAAUUAGUAACUUUCUUUCCAUAGGCAAAACAAUUAUGCAUGACCCCAUGGCAAUGAGACCUUUUAUGGGUUACAACUUUGGUCACUACCUGCAGCAUUGGUUGGACCUUGAGAAGCCAGACCGCAAGGUUGGUCUUGUUGUUUUUAAACUUGACAAAGUCACCAUGUGAUAUAUCUAAAAAAUGGUUUCUUAAAAUUCUUUUCCCCAUGCAAAAUCAAAUAAAUGUUAAGUCAAAGACACACAAGGCAUUCGUUCCAAGUAUGGGGAGCAUGAAAGCAGGUGAGGAUGGAAUUACAGAGAAGAAAAUGUUUUACUGCAAACAAAUCUAAGUUGUGUUUUGAAGUUGGACAAUCCGGGGUGUCUUGGUAAAAAUACUGGUCAAGUAAACUAAAAAAUUAGGUGUUAAGUUCUAGACUACAUUAGUCAUUUUUUUUUUUUUUAUGUUGUGGGAUUUCUUUUGAUUUUAAACAAUUUUUAAAAAAACUCUUUCCAAUAGCUCCACAUUUGUUAAGUUUAAUCCCUCUCCCCCACUCCUUUUUUUGUUUUUUAUUAUUAGUAUUUCAACAUGUUACACAGUUUUUAGGCAUUAAAACAAGUUUCCAAAUUGUUCACAUGUAAUAUUUAUUUAACAUGAAAUUCCUUUCCUAGGCUUUUCUUUUUGUUAACAGCCAGAUUAGACAAGUUUUAAAAGUUGUAAUCUCAAACUCAAAUGGCGAAUCAGUUUAUCAAAAUUGGGUCAAAUUUUAAUGCUUCAAGUAACUGGAAUGUACUCUUAAAAAAUAAAAUCAUUUUUUUUGUAGAUGCCAAAGAUAUUUCAUGUCAACUGGUUCCGUUUGGAUAACAAUGGCAGAUUUUUGUGGCCUGGAUUUGGUGAUAACAUCCGUGUUCUUGACUGGAUCCUACGUAGAGUUGAUGGAGAUGCUUCCAUUGCUGUAGAUUCACCAGUUGGCUGGAUACCAAAGAAAGGUAAAUGUUUUAAUCACAUUUGCCUUAACUUAUAUUGCCUUUUAUGUCUUAAGAUUAAAAGCAAUGAAAUAAGCUGUUUGUUUUAAAUUUUUUUUAGUCUGCUUCGAUGUCAUAGACACAUACCCCUUGACCUUAAUUGGUAUAUUCUAAAACUCAUCUUUAAAAUAAGUCUGUUUUGCAGAAAAUUAUUGGAAACAGACCUUAUGAAAAAGGAAUAUGUUUAUUACACUUCUCAAAAAGGGCUAUAAUUUAUCUGGAAGUGGUGAAAAAAACGGAACUGGUGUGCUUUCACCUCGGCAAAGAAAGAAUAAUAUAAUUGUCAUUGUCCAUUAGGUUCCAUCGACUUGUCUGGCUUGGGUUCAAUCAAUGAGGAUGAGCUCUUCAGUCUUCCUCAUGAUUACUGGCUUGAAGACAGCAGGGAAAGCAGGAGCUUCCUUAAAUCUCAGGUAAAAUUGUUAACUCAUGAAGUCUGCUAUGAAUAACCAGAAAUUGAUCAAUCUUUGUUUGAGACCCCCUACCCUUAUAUGACCUACAUAGUUGUGUGACACUCCGACCUGCACCCUCUUAAAUCAGCAGGUCCUGAAAAAAUAUUGUACAACUGUUGGAUUUUGUGGACCAUCUAGAUAUAAAUACAAAACACUAAAACUGAGGACAUGCACAUUUUGCUAUUAUUUUUUUUUUAAAUUUGUAAAUAAGUAAAUGCUUCAACAAAUUGUCCACCAUAUGUCAUCAAAAAAAUCUGACUCUUCUGUCAUCUUACCGACAUUCAACAAUUUGCCUCAUCUUGACUUAUUUGACACAAAUUGUGUGUACAAUUACUAGAGCACACUCAAAAGUACCAUAUUUUUGUGGGCUUUUUUAAACACUAAUUUUACUUCUUACAGGUCGGCCCUGACUGCCCCCCAAUAAUCUACAGACUGUUGGAGGACCAGGAAGCAGCCUUUGUCAAACAGCAGUAGGAGGAGCCUAAGUGCACACCUUGCGCAUGUUCAGUCAAUGAUCUCUGCUAUGUUUGUCUUGCUCCAGCUAGGAAGUUGAGACUUAAAUGAACAAGACCAUUUCAAAUUUAAUGACAAAAUUAUAGCUACAUCUGAACAAAAUGUCUAUUAUAAAUGUUUAAAUCACUAUAAUAUUGCAUGAUUUAUAAUAGUUCUAUAAACUAUAGGUUUUUAAACUAAACAUUUGUCUGCCUAUAAAUGGCUGAACUUGUGUCACUGUGUGUGCAUGUAAGUUUCCCCUUACUCUAUAAUGAUCUACAUGCAAUGAGUUGCAUUACAGUGAAUGUGAAAGCAAUGGUAAACCUUUCAAAUGAACCCUACCACUUACUACCAGAGAUUCUCAGGCCAUCCAUAACAGCAGCCUGUAAGGCAUUAGCUAAUUGUCUUUGUAGCUAGUUGUAGCGUGGUAAAUUUAAAGAUCUGUUUGGGUGUUAUGAGGCACCAGUGACUUGUAUUAAUUUUGAUGCGUUGUCUUUUAUGUUGUGAAAGGUCUGUUAUUGUUCUGAUGACCAUAAGUAUUAUACAUGCCUGGAUGGUUGGUUAAGGGUCAAAAAUGUGUUCUAACUUUUUUUUUUUUUAAUGGAGGCAUCUUCUCAACUUCUUGCCAGCAUGUGUUGAAAAGAUUUCUAUGGUGUUGACUACAAAAGCUCAUAUUGAAUGCCAUUGUCAAAGUACUUGCAAGGAUUCUCAGUGGUGCAGUUUAAAUUUAAUCUAUAAUAUUAGCUUGGCAUAAUAGACAAUUUAUUAUACUUAUAUGUUCAAUGCACUUAAUUUUUCUACACUUGUAAACUUUACAUAAGGAACCUUUAAUUGUAUAAGGUCGAAAAUGGCUUUUAAUAAAUUUUUUUUGUUUAUUCAUCCAAGUUUGUAUUUAGUAUAUCAUUCCAUGCUCUGAAAGCUUAAAGCAAUUUUAAUAUCUUGGAACAAUUUAAAUUUGCUCAAUUUUUUUUAGUUAAUCAUCACAUGUUCAUACAUUAAAUAAAAUGCUAUUCAUGAUAUUUGUGUGAAGUUUUUCAUAAUUAUGUUACGUAAUAAGUAAAUAUGUGCUCAGUCUGUUAAAGCAGAAAUGAACUGAAGGUUAUUAGAAGUGUUCAUAUAAAUUGAAAGUUUGUAAGUUUUGUUCUGAAUGUAUUUACUGUGACUGUAGAGGUAACAUAAUAAAAUAAUUAGUGAAGGAAAUGAUACUUUGUCAGUUUUUUAAAUAUAAUUAAUGU
Messenger RNA from Lymnaea stagnalis (great pond snail), 10834 nucleotides. The record is from the annotation of a GenBank genome assembly. Lineage: Eukaryota; Metazoa; Mollusca; Gastropoda; Lymnaeidae.